AUGUCGGCGUCGGCGUCUCAACGAAAAACUCUGAGCAUUUCUGAACAGUUGGAGCUCAUCGACGAUGUCAAAGUGAAGAAACUCAAACUGGCCGCUGCAGCCAAAAAGUACGGAAUCGGUUAUUCAACAGCAGAAGACGAUCUCAGAUCUUGCAUGCAAAUGAACGGAAACACUAAUCGCAAACGAAAACGCCAAUCCGUGCACAAGGACGUUAACGAAGCGCUUACACAAUGGUUUACGCAAGCAUGUGCUCAUGGAGCUACCGUUACCGAUCACGUCAUCAGGCAGAAAGCAUCACAACUGGCCGUAAAUCUUGAAGUUGAUUUUGAACCAAGCAAUGGCUGGCUCAUGCGCUGGAAGCAGGCCAAUAACGUUUCGUUCAAAAAAUUUCACGGCGAAUCAACGUCAGCAGAUCACGGUUCUGCCAACGAAUGGGUGACAAACGUUUUGCCGCAACUUUUUCGUGGAUAUGAUCCAAAAGAUGUUUGGAACUGUGAUGAAACGGGAAUUUUCUACAAAGCCAUGCCGUCUGGAUUUUUGCGAUUUGCCGGCGACGAACAGUCAAAUGGGACAAAAGUUCCCAAAGACAGACUCACGAUGUUUCAGUUCACAAACAUAGACGGCAGUGAAAAGCAAGCUGUAGUUGUUGGUAAGUCGGCAAAACCACGGCAAACAGAUUUUGACGAAUUUAUCAGCUUCGACGACCGUACACAAUGUUAUGGAGAACUGACUGACACGGACAUCACACGUGGUAUAAAAUCGGAUGAUCAAGAUUUUGACGAAGAUGAUAAUGCUGAAAGCGUAAGUUCUGAAGUUUCUGAAAGUGACAAACCAGUGCCAAAUUCUCUGGCUGCAUUGAAUGCGCUUGAAACUCUGACAGCCUACUUAGAAGCAAAAAGCAGUAAUCCUGAUGGCGCAUUGAAAAUGAUUUACGGACUAAUACUCUCUCUCUCUCUCUCUCUCUCUCUCUCUCUCUCUCUCUCUCUCUCCUCUUUCCUCCUCUUCUCCUAG
Molecule: messenger RNA, 1011 nt
Organism: Acanthosepion pharaonis
Lineage: Eukaryota; Metazoa; Mollusca; Cephalopoda; Sepiida; Sepiidae
Source: the annotation of a GenBank genome assembly